UUUAAAAUCAUUAAACGAUAAUUUUCUUUUCUUUCCAUAGAUUUUGAAAUUUCUGUGAGCGGCUGAAGCAAUUUCCGUAAAUAAUAUGAGAUGCAAAAUGUUAAAUGUUAUAGAAAAUAUUGUUCUUGGUCAAUCAUGUGAACGUGUUUUUUAUAAAGGGCAUUAUUUCAAAAUUUUUUAUACAUUUAAUGUUUAAAAAAAAAGAUUUUUAUUUAAAAUCCUUUGACAUGCUUGAUGCUGUAGUCGAUUUAUUUGUUUCAAAGUAAAAUUAAACCUGCAUUUCAUAGAUAAUUUAUAUGAUUGGUAUUUAUACCGGUAACUUCAAUAAUAUUUAUAACCAAAACAUAGAACAUGUGCUUUUCUUCAGAAUUCUUGAAAAUAUUUCCUGAAAAGAAUAAAAUGAUUUGAGCUAUUAAAAAUGAAACGUGUUAGUGAUUCAAGUUCUUCUGAUGAAAGUGCUGCUGAAAAGAAAGCAAGAGUAACUGCUGGUAUUACCAGUGAAGUUGCUUCUAUGGAAAACCUUGAAGGUAUGCAGCUGUCAGCAGGUUCAAUGGGGGCUGUUUUAGAAAGUCCACAUGAGAUCGUUGAAAUUGUUAAUGCUGAAGACAUCGUACAAGAUGAGGAAAGUAUUACAGUUGAAGGUAAUAUUGAUACACUAAUUGAGUAUAUGGAUAUAACAAAGCCCUUAACUACUCUUCGAUCUCUUCUUGAACAGAGAACAGGAUUAGAUUUGUCUGAUUAUCGUUUUUUUCUCCAGGAUGUUCAAGAGUUAGAUGCAACAAAAAAUUUAGUUAAUCAGUGUGUUCAAGGAGAAGGCUUAGUUCAAAUUAAUGUGAAUAUAACAGAAAUGGAUGGAAUAAAAAAAAUAAAUAUUGCUGAUGUUCUUAAGCCAGCUGAAGAAAUUGCAAUGUCUCCAGCUGUAAAUGAUGAAGUUUCUGCUCGCAUUUAUUUGUUGGGAGAAACAACUUUUGUUGAAUCAACUGGUCAUCAAAGGAAGAAUGAAUCAUCUGUAGAAGAGCAAGAUUCUUUGCGUUGGAUUAUUGCCCCUGAUUUUCGUAAAAUGCAAGAAAAACAUGGAAUUUCUAGUGAUCCAUCUGCAUGGACUGUUGAACAUGUAAAGCUUUGGUUAGAAUGGGCUACACAUCAUUUUAAAAUACCUAAAAUAGAUCUUAAUGAGUGGAAGUAUUCAGGCCGAGACUUAAUGAGCAUGAGUCAAGAAAGUUUACGAGAAAAAAUUGCUUUCGAUUCUGAAGAUAUGUUUUGGGCUCAUGUUGAAUUAUUACGUAAAUUUAAAAUUAUAGCUAUCAUUCAGCGUCCUGGAAUAUCAUACACUCUGAGUGAUGAAGAUCAAGCUACUGUUCAACGUCCCAAAACUCGACCACAAAAUAAGAAUAAAGUUUUUAAGAUCAAAAGAAUUCCUAAACCAAAAUCACCCAAAGUUCCUAUUGAGUCUUCUUCAAGCAAUUUUAUAGGCCACCAUUCUGGAAUUACUUUGCAAACACAAGUUGAUGAAGAAAAGUACAAACGAGUUUCUAGAAUAGGACCUCCUUACGAAGGCUGCCCGGGUAAUCCUACAGGGAACAAUGGACAAAUUCAGCUGUGGCAGUUUUUAUUGGAACUUUUAACUGACAAAGAUUUUAGAGAAUUUAUUCGUUGGCAAGGAGAUGAGGGAGAAUUUAAACUUAUAAAUCCUGAAAUGGUUGCACAAUUAUGGGGACAACGAAAAAAUAAACCAACUAUGAACUAUGAAAAAUUAAGCAGAGCUCUUCGUUACUAUUAUGAUGGUGAAAUGCUUGCAAAGGUCCAUGGAAAGCGCUUUGUCUAUAAAUUUGUUUGUGAUCUGAAGAGUCUUUUAGGCUAUGAUGCUUAUGAAUUAAAUAGAUUGGUUACAGAAUGUGAAAUGAAAAGAAAUGAGAGUUACCAACAAAAUGCUGUUCUAACAUUUCAAACAAUUGAUUCAAAUUCUGCAUCGCCCAUACAUAUUAAAUGAUACUAUAUAUAAAUUCAUAUUUUAUAUAUAAAAAAACUAUACAUAUUUUUUAAAUGCCCAAAUAAUCUUCUUAAGAUGGUGCUUGGGACCAAAUGUACAUAAAAACACACAAGCACAAUGUAAACUAAAUGUUUGCAUAGUGUAUUGCUAUACGUUUCUGCUUUGAGAAUUUAACAGAUGUAUAUAUUUUAUUAUAACUGUGUUGAACUAAUUAUGUUUAUCAUAACCAUUAGUAUGGAAUUAUUAAUUUAAUAAUAAUUGGAAUAUGUUAUUAUUAAUAACUAUAGUGAAUGAAUCUGUAAUAUUAAUUAAAUUUUUAAAUCGUAUGCAUUUAAAAUAUUGCUUUUUUUUUUUAAUUCAGUCAAUUGUAAGAAGUUCUAUUGUAAAAAUGUUAUCAUUUAAAAUAUACAAAUGUAUAUUGAUUUCUAAAAUAUUUGAAUGAUAGGAAGAAUGAUUUGUAAAUUCAUAUGACUUAUUAAUCUUCAAGAACAAAAAGUUUGUUUUUUCAUACACCCC
Molecule: messenger RNA, 2506 nt
Organism: Argiope bruennichi
Lineage: Eukaryota; Metazoa; Arthropoda; Arachnida; Araneae; Araneidae
Product: GA-binding protein alpha chain-like
Exons: 12
Coding region: 419-1990 (523 amino acids)
Biological process (GO): regulation of transcription by RNA polymerase II; cell differentiation
Cellular component (GO): nucleus
Molecular function (GO): DNA-binding transcription factor activity, RNA polymerase II-specific; sequence-specific DNA binding
Source: RefSeq, a predicted model, not a curated record